AUGUCGUCGCCUUCUCUUGCAGACGCGUUCUGGGCAGCACCUCCAAUCGCUAGAACCCUCACUGCUGCCACGCUCGUCCUGUCUAUCAACUUUUGGAUGCUGCCAAUCAUCAAUCCUGGUUACUUUGUCUUUGUACCUCGAUCAGUGUUCAAGCUAUGGGUGCCUCAAGUCUGGCGUCUCGUGACAGCCUUCCUCAUCACUAGCCCUAAGCUGGGUUUGAUCAUGGAUCCAUACUUCCUCUUCACAUACUGCAAGGCUUUGGAGGUUGACUCCGGCCGCUUCUCUCAGCCAGGCGAUCUGUUUGUUGCCUUGGUCUUCAACUGUAGUGUCAUCUUGAUCCUCACAGGCAUCGUCUUUGGUGGAGGCUUGGUUUUGGCUCCGCUUCUUCUUGCUCUCGCCUAUCUGCAUGUGCAAGAUGCACCCGAUGCCAUGAUGACUUUCUUCUUCUUCAGCAUCCGCCGCAAGUAUCUGCCAGCCUGUAUGUUGUUGGCUGUUUUGGUCAUGGCGGGUCCUUUCGCGGCUCUCCAGCAGGCCUUUGGCCUUGUUUCUGCUCAUCUCUACGAUUUCUUGACUAGAAUCUGGCCGUCGUAUGGAGGUGGCUACAACCCAAUACGUACACCACAGAUGGUGCAGCGUUGGUUCGCCAAGCCUAUGGGUGCAGGUACUACUCGCUCGUAUGGCACUACCUUUCAAGCUCGUUCUUCUGGCUCUGUCGGCGCUCAGCCUCAGGCUGGAAGCUCGCGUAGUGGCGGAUGGACAAGUGGCUUCACAGGCACCUGGGGCUCUCGCGGUCCGGGCAGAAGACUUGGUGGUGAUUAA
Molecule: messenger RNA, 819 nt
Organism: Aureobasidium vineae
Lineage: Eukaryota; Fungi; Ascomycota; Dothideomycetes; Dothideales; Saccotheciaceae
Source: the annotation of a GenBank genome assembly